Molecule: messenger RNA, 730 nt
Organism: Lecanosticta acicola
Lineage: Eukaryota; Fungi; Ascomycota; Dothideomycetes; Mycosphaerellales; Mycosphaerellaceae
Source: the annotation of a GenBank genome assembly
AUGACGAGCGCCUUCAAUUUGGACGCCUUUGGGAACAGCACAACGCCUUCUCUAGAAGCCGUCGAUACGGCAAUAUCGGAUACCUUGCGCUCCUUAAACGCCGAGCACUUCAGUCAGGCGACUCAGAAUAACAGCACCGUUGUCAACACCCUCGAAACAUCGUUUACGCGCGACUUCAGUUCUAUGACGGCAUUGAGUGGUGGACUGGCGUCGCCUCACAGCAAUCAGGGGCUCUACCCGACUCCGAUCUGGACAUCGAAAAAUCUCAGCUCACCGAAUGCACCAUCGGAUGUGCCGCGAUCGCCUUCAAGCUCCGACGGCAGACAGUCGACGAUCACAGCCUCUCCGUACUUGCCCGAUCUCUGUCUAGGCCCCCCUAAAAAGACUGUCAAUUUGGACUCGAUUCUGUCAACCGCCAUGCCCUCGACUGAUCGCAGUCCCGCGUUGCAAGAACUCAAAAUAGGCGCACCUCAAGGCUUCUAUGGUUCACAACUACCCAGAGAUACGCCUUCAAAUUCGUUUGGCGCCCAUUGCCACCGUCAGUUCGAUUCUGGUCCGGGCAAUUUCCAGGCCCCUCCAUUGAACGACAUUAUUAGCCUCCCUGAACUUGACCUUGAUGCAAGCGGACUGGAAACCUUAGGUAGCUCUUUCUGGAACGACUCAAUUGCCAAAUCCUCCCAACAUUCGACAUCAACGCCUAGGCAGUCCAUUCAAGGUGCUGGAGAAGUGA